Myxocyprinus asiaticus (Chinese sucker) is the source of this 3181-nucleotide messenger RNA. RefSeq names its product heparan sulfate glucosamine 3-O-sulfotransferase 3A1-like. Lineage: Eukaryota; Metazoa; Chordata; Actinopteri; Cypriniformes; Catostomidae. The record is from RefSeq and is a predicted model, not a curated record. The transcript has 2 exons. Gene Ontology annotation, molecular function: [heparan sulfate]-glucosamine 3-sulfotransferase activity. Bases 400 to 1611 code for a protein of 403 amino acids.
AAGAAUUUUUCAUUUUUAUUAUUUAUUUAUUUAUUUAUUACUUGCUGAUGGGGUUCCGCUCUUUCUCAUAUCUAUUGGAAUAAAAAGAACCAAAGAACUAAAUGUGAGACAUUUUUCACGUACUCUUCUCAUUUAAAAUUCCUUACAGCCUACACUUCGUUUAUUCAAAAUAGUUAUCCCAGACUAAUAACAGCUAAUGUAAGGACCGAGAGCUUCACGUAUGCGCAAGAGAGUUUAUUUUGGAGAGCGGCGCGUGCGAACACUAAUCUACCUUCUCGUGCUCUCGAGCUCCAAAACUCUCUACUUUAUUUAUUUUUUUAAAUUUGUUUUUGAUGGCAAGACCGAAUAAUGCCAGUCUAGCAUGGCUCUCUCUUCAACUCUUGCCACCCUUGGACCGACAUGGCAUAUAGCCGCGUCUUUUCGGACCCUCCGUCCAAAAGCAUCUUCAAGACAUUCGCGGUCAUGCUGCUGUCCAUACUCGCAUCUCUUUACUUUCUCCACUGCCUCACGGACCGAUACGGGACCUGCAUACCUACUGAGAAAAGACACACAGGUCCGGUUGAGCGAUUUUACGCAUCGGAACUAAAAGAUUUUGGGUCGCUGAGGAAAAAGAGACUUCUUCCAAAAUGGACCUCCACGAAACCUUUGGUGAUGAGGCACCACGGUGUAAUAAUCCAUCGGCUCGCGAGUGUUGAUGAAGAGGAUUUACCUGAACUUGAGGCAGAUAAACGCCUUUCUCAGUCAAACACCAAAGUGUUAAACUCUCUGGAUGUAGAUUUAGAGGCUGGAGGCUCGUAUUUUGAUACAAGUAAAUUAAGUUCAUUGGGUGAGGGCAGCAAGAAGCUGCCUCAGGCGAUCAUCAUCGGCGUAAAGAAGGGCGGAACGCGCGCGCUGCUGGAGUUUCUGCGCGUGCAUCCUGAUGUUCGCGCGGUCGGAGCGGAGCCGCACUUCUUCGACCGUAACUAUGACAACGGACUGGACUGGUACAGGGACCUGAUGCCUAAGACCCUGGAGGGCCAGAUCACAAUGGAGAAAACACCAAGCUACUUUGUGACCCGUGAAGCUCCAGCUCGAAUCUAUGCCAUGUCCCGUGACACUAAGCUGAUUGUGGUGGUCCGGGACCCCGUCACCCGAGCCAUCUCUGAUUACACACAAACAUUGUCCAAGAAGCCUGAUAUUCCCACUUUUGAGAGCCUGACAUUGAAAAACAGGACUACAGGGUUGAUAGACACCUCGUGGAGCGCCAUUCAGAUCGGCAUCUAUGCCAAGCAUCUGGACAACUGGCUGCAGUUCUUCCCCAUGGGACAGAUUCUGUUUGUGAGUGGAGAACGAUUGAUCAGCGACCCGGCUGGAGAGCUGGGUCAUGUACAGGACUUCCUGGGACUCAAGAGGAUCAUCACAGACAAACACUUCUACUUCAACCAGACCAAGGGCUUCCCUUGUCUCAAGAAGGCUGAGGGCAGCAGCAAGCCCCACUGCCUGGGCAAAACCAAAGGGAGGUCCCACCCAAACAUUAACUCUGAGGUAGUGCAGAGACUAAGAGACUUCUACAGACCGUUCAAUAUGAAGUUCUACCAGAUGACUGGUAGGAAAUUUGGCUGGGAUGACUGACAACACUUGAACAAUGGGGUAACACCAUAAACCUUGAGAAAGACCCUGAAUUAUUGGAAAACCAGGCUCACUGUGACCUCACCAGCAACAGGAAUAUGUACCUAUCCAUAAUAACAGCUUAUGUCUUUGCAAAAUACCCAAAAGUGGUCCAAUCAGGAUAUGGAGAAAUUAUAGUAUAAAAGUGUACAAAUCCAACCCAAGUUGUAUACUGAAUGAUGCAGAACACAAUGCAACCAAUGCAGGCAAAUCUAAAUUCUGAAACCUUGCUGGUUUUAGAGGGGUUUUGGGUACUCGUGGAAACCAGCUAAAGCUGUAGACCAGUUUAUCCAGGAUGGGAGACCAUCUUAAACCAGCUAAGACCUGCGAAUCAGCUUAGACUUUUGUUUCAGCAGGGGUGUUUGAACAUUAUUAUUAUUGCUCCAGAUUUUAUUCAACACUUUUGACAUUUUGAACUCUAGGUCUUGGAGAAAAUGGAGGUCGAAACUUUGCAUUGGUUGAAUUAAAUUUUGAGUAAUGAUAAUAGUGUAUGGAAACAUUUUCCCAGUCUGAUUAUGGACAUAUUUGUAAUUUCAAUAAGUUAAAGAGAAGCACUGCUUAUUCAAAGCUCAGGGCUUUCUCUAUACAUAAAACCUGGAACUAUGCAACAAUGCUCAGUGGGACUGUGAACUGUGAAUUAUUCACUGUCUGUCUAGGGUUUGGAGAUCAAAUCAGUCCUUCUGCCAUAUUUAAUGUAGAAAAAGUCUAGCUGCUUAUAUACCUUUACAAUUAUCUUGAAGAACAUAUAAAAUAAGUGUAUUUUUUGGAAAUUUAUUUAUUUUAAAAUAUGUACACAUAUACAGUUUAUCUAUUUUGAAUAAUCUACACUAUUACCUCUCUUCACUUUUUUUGAUGUGUGGAGGGUGGGCGAUUUCUUUUGGAUUUUGAACCUUGUAACACAAAUGCCUUUUCUUAAACUUUAAAUUUGGUCUGCUUUUGACAAUAUAAAUGUACUCGAGAUGUUUUUUCUUUCUUUUUUUUUUUUUUUUUUUGUGAUUAUUGGAGAUUUUUGAGUUGGGAAACAAGAUUGCAAAGUUAUCUUAAGAAUGUCUCUUAUGUCAAUGGAUCAAAGACCGGAAUAGGACCCCCAAUGUGGUAAUCAUACAGAAUAUGGAGUCACUUUUCCCCCAGGUUUGGGUUUUAGGUUGCACAAAAAAAGAGUCCAAUUUCAGAGAGAGAGAUUCUGAGAGAAAGACAUGUUUCUAAAAGACACUCAUUAAUCAGUGCUGCUCAAUUUUAAAGGUGGUAUGUGUCAUUUUAAGUAUUUUCUCCUAUCCCAACUUAAUAUGAAGAUAAAAUUAUUAACAAAGCCAUUUUUUUUUUUUUUUUUUUUUUUUUAACCAAUGAAAAAACGGGUGAAUGUUUGGGAAAUCUGUUUGAAAUAAGUCUUUAUUUUUGCAUUUUCAUUUGGUGAUGAUGUAGUGGCACAGAAAUCACACACUUCAACUUUAUGUUCAGAGGGAGCAAUAUCAAAUAAUUUUUUUUUUUUUGCAAUAUUAUCAGUCAUGUUAUGCAGUUACAAUUAUUUAAAUAA